AUGGCAGAACUUGUGGCAGCAUUGCAGGGAAUUUUUGAGGAUGAAGAUAAAUCAGACGCUAGUCAUGUUUAUUUAUCUUCCAGAAAUCACGCGAUAUAUGCUCAGAUCAGUGGUGUGCUUGCAUUUAGUACACUUCGUCAUGAAAAAAGUAGAAUUCGUGGUUAUGUGGAGACUGUCUACCGUCAAUACACCAUUGAUGAUUUCAAAGACCGUUUUCGAAUGAACAGAGACACAUUUGAAAAACUCUUACAUAUGAUGUCACCUUUUUUGAAGAACUCAAGGGGUGUACACCAGAUUACGGCUGAGAAAAAACUACUGUUGUUCAUCAAAUAUCUUUCUACGCAAACUACGUUUCAGCAACUAGCAGACAUCUUUGUUGUGUUUGAAACAAGUGUCCAUUCUGUUAUCCACGAUGUGUCUGAGAUAAUUUGCGUCAAACUUUUGCCCGAGUUGAUAAAAUGGCCAACAGGUAAGAAAGCCAAGGAGACAAUAGAUGGCUUUCAGCAACUAGCUGGCUUUCCUCGGAUAAUGGGCACUAUUGAUGGUAGUCACAUUCCCAUCCGUACACCGUCAGAAUUUCCAGAAAACUACAUUAAUCGUAAACAGUACCCUUCUAUUGUUUUACAAGCCGUGUGCGAUACUGUUGCACCCUCCAUCAGCUUUGUGUCCAGUGCAGAGAAGACCUGCUGGAUUACAUCACUGAAGGAAUUGGCUGAAGCUGACGAGGCUAACUAUUUUGAGAACUUCAUGCCACUUUGUAGCAGUGCAGAGAUGAAAAGAAAAACGAUUGUUUGCACUCUCAAAUGA
Molecule: messenger RNA, 807 nt
Organism: Ruditapes philippinarum (Manila clam)
Lineage: Eukaryota; Metazoa; Mollusca; Bivalvia; Venerida; Veneridae
Product: putative nuclease HARBI1
Exons: 2
Coding region: 1-807 (268 amino acids)
Source: RefSeq, a predicted model, not a curated record